Molecule: messenger RNA, 1150 nt
Organism: Adelges cooleyi (spruce gall adelgid)
Lineage: Eukaryota; Metazoa; Arthropoda; Insecta; Hemiptera; Adelgidae
Gene: Der-2
Product: derlin-2
Exons: 6
Coding region: 274-1008 (244 amino acids)
Biological process (GO): endoplasmic reticulum unfolded protein response
Cellular component (GO): Hrd1p ubiquitin ligase ERAD-L complex; endoplasmic reticulum membrane
Molecular function (GO): misfolded protein binding; ubiquitin-specific protease binding
Source: RefSeq, a predicted model, not a curated record
ACUAUAUUAUUAUCAUGGAUAAUGUAGGUAUAGUGUAUACCUACAUUAUAGUAUUGUUAUUGUGAUUUUUCCGCUGUUGACUUUGCGUAUGUGGAUGAUUCGCAUUCGUUUGUCUUAGGAUGUCACGUAAUUCGCCGACAAAUAAGUGUUUCGAGUGUUCUCGCGACUUGCACUCGUUCAGCGUCAAAUGACAUCGAUAUUAGCAGCUGCCGUUUCAAGAAUACUUACUGCGGUGCCGACACCAAAAUAUACAUAGUAACUUACACCUCGACUAUGGCGUAUCACACACUACGGCAGGAAUACCUGCAAAUGCCGCCCGUUACAAGAGCUUACACCACGGCUUGCGUGCUCACCACUUUGGCGGUCCAAUUGGAAAUUGUCUCGCCGUUUCAGUUGUACUUCAAUCCGCUGUUAAUACUUAAACAGUUUCAGUUAUGGAGAUUGGUUACGACAUUUUUGUUUUUCGGAAACAUUGGCUUCAACUUCCUAUUCAAUAUGAUCUUCACAUAUCGCUACUGUCGAAUGUUAGAAGAAGGAUCAUUUCGUUCUAGGACUGCCGAUUUUGUCAUGAUGUUUUUCUUUGGUGCUAGUCUUAUGAUUAUUUGGGCCUUUUUCAUAAAUUUAUUAUUUCUGGGACAAGCAUUUACAAUCAUGUUGGUAUAUAUAUGGUCUCGAAGAAAUCCUUAUAUCAGGAUGAAUUUCUUUGGUGUACUCAACUUUCAGGCUCCAUAUUUACCGUGGGUAUUACUGGGAUUUUCAGUCUUGUUGGGAAAUACACCUUGGGUUGACUUAAUGGGCAUUGUCGUUGGUCACUGUUAUUAUUAUUUAGAAGACGUUCUUCCACAACACCGGUCAAACGUGAAAGUCAUUAAAACACCACAGUUUUUGAAACAUCUUCUUGAUCCAGCACCGGAGGACGAUCACGUACCACCCCCUGAAUUUCGUCCAGGUGGUUUCAAUUGGGGUAAUGGUCAAGCCGAUGAUCAGCCAGUGGAUCGUAAUGAUUAAUUUUAAGUAUGUUAAAUUGAGCGUUUUAUUUUACUGUUAAUCUAAAUACAUGUACAUAUUAUAAAAAUAAACCAAUUUUGUGGAUUUAAUUUAAAUGGAUCAAUAAUAAAAUAAUAAAUAUUGGUCAUUAAGUAUGCAUUUA